Messenger RNA from Ruditapes philippinarum (Manila clam), 1944 nucleotides. RefSeq lists its product as uncharacterized. Gene Ontology annotation, molecular function: DNA helicase activity; ATP hydrolysis activity. NCBI's taxonomy places the organism in Eukaryota, Metazoa, Mollusca, Bivalvia, Venerida, Veneridae. The record is from RefSeq and is a predicted model, not a curated record. The transcript has 2 exons. Gene Ontology annotation, biological process: DNA repair; telomere maintenance. The annotation marks the transcript as partial.
UAGGCCCUGGGCCAGUGUGAAAUUUGCGUUGAAGAUGUGCUAAAUUGACCUCUUUACACACCAAUCUUCCUAAUAUACUAUAUUCCAAUUAAAAAUUCCAAUUUCAAAAACAGUCCAUAAUAUGCUAUAUAGUUAUAGACAAGGUCAGUAACGAGCGCGUAACGCUAUGGGACGUCUCUCGGCAAACUUGUGGAACAUUAGAAAACUGCAUUUUACAAAUAUUAGCGCUUGUACAAACGUUUCUACGCUCCAGACAUUUAAAGUAUUGAAUAUGCAAUUGAUUUACCCUACAAAUCAAGUUGAAUUUCCACUUAUGGUUGCACAACGCCGAUUUGUUUCGUUUUUUCUACUUUUCGUUCGCUUUCACCGACAUAUUGCCGAAAAAGGGGGAAAACUCCGUACAACCGUCACUAUCCGGGCUCGGUAGGUAUUAAACUACUAUAUUUUAUGUAUCAAAUUAAGUAACGUUAGCAAAUAAUUUAUGCUACAUGUCAAAAAAAAACUUAAUAAAUAAAAAUGAAUGAAUUAAUGUAAGUAAAUUGUCGUCGCACUAAACUGUGACUAUUUAUUAUUUCAUGUACAAUUUUUUACAUGGACUUUGCUGAUAAUUAGUUAUCAUAUACACCUAUGUAGGAAAAAUUUCCGAAAUUACAUCCCUUGAAAAAUAAGCCGCCUUUUGCAAACAGAAAAAACGCACUGUGAAAGGAUUUUUAUUCCAGAAACAAAUAGUUUUUCCAGAUAUUUGCGUAGGUGUUUAUGUCAUGAGUGGUGAAUUUCAGAUUUCUUUGGUAUAAGUUUGUUUUUAGUGAAGUAUAAAUACAUUAAGUAACUUGAAACUUUGUAAGUCCAAGCAAAAUGGUUUUGAAUGAAAAACAGAAAAUUGCCUUAAAGAUGGCCAUAGAUGGUCACAAUUUAGCUGUCCUAGGCUCUCCGGGUACAGGUAAAACAUUUUUACUGAAUCGAAUUUUUGAGGAACUCAAAAGGAAAGGUAAAAAUGUGCAAAUUACUUGCAGUACAGGAAUAUCAUGCUCUAAUUUUAGUGGUCAAGCACAAACUGUGCAUAGGUGGGCUGGUUUACAAGAUGGGCGAUACACUGCGUCUGAACUGCAAAAUUUGAUUAAAACCUCUCCAGAGUUUGAGCUAACGUUGCGACGGAUUGAAGCAACAGAUGUCUUGAUUAUAGACGAAAUCUCAAUGUUGAGUAAGAACAUCUUUGAGCAGCUGGCAAGUGUUUGCUCCGUGAAAAACAGUAGCCAGUUAUUUGGAGGUAUGCAACUAAUAGUGAGUGGAGAUUUUUUUCAGCUUCCGCCCGUCCAGAACAAUUUAUACAAUGACAAUGGAGAAUUUUGUUUCAAAAGUAAGGUAUUUCAAACUGUAUUAAAACACAAAAUUAUCCUGGAAGAAGUUGUUAGGCAACAAGAUAUUGACUUUAUACGUAUCAUCAGGGAAGUGUCUACGGGGGAUGUAAAUGAACAGACCAACGAGUAUAUGAAACGCCUUGAAAGGCCAAUAACGGGUGUAUCAAUAAAACUAUUUUCAAACAAUUAUCUUGUGGAUUUGUAUAACAGAAAACAACUCCUUAAAGAACAUGGAAAUGUAAUGACUUAUAAAUCUAAAGAUGAAGUGAUUGAUGCAAGGUACAGAGGAAAUUUAAGUCGAAUGAAUGUACAGUCAACACUUUGGUUGAAAGAAUCAGCACCAGUUAUACUUCUACGUAAUUUAAGUAACACUUUAGUAAACGGACUUCAGGGAAAAGUCGUAUCUUUUGACGGGGAAACACCAGUCGUACAUUUCCCAGCAAUUAAUGUGACGACUAAAAUUGAUCCUGUUAAUUUCACUGUUUUUAGUCCUGCUGAGAACAGAAUUGUUGCAACGAGACACCAGAUCCCUUUGAAACUUGCAUAUGCAGUAACAAUUCAUAAACCUCAACAAAUCGAAUGUAAC